Molecule: messenger RNA, 1299 nt
Organism: Penicillium canariense
Lineage: Eukaryota; Fungi; Ascomycota; Eurotiomycetes; Eurotiales; Aspergillaceae
Product: MOSC domain protein
Exons: 1
Coding region: 1-1299 (432 amino acids)
Molecular function (GO): pyridoxal phosphate binding; molybdenum ion binding; catalytic activity
Source: RefSeq, a predicted model, not a curated record
AUGUCCUGGGCCAUUGGUUCCUUAGAGAUCUCGGCCUCCGGGGCCCUCAUUAUCUCCGGGCUUCUCUGGAUUGUCCUGAUCGGCGUUUUUCCCUUGCUCGUACUGAUCAACGCCUCCCCGAGCCCCGGGCCGAAGGGCUGUCGGCGGCUGGGCCUUCCUCAAGGGCAGAGCAACCUGACCGAUGAAUAUGACCAGAAAUACAGCGAGGGCGUCCCAAGUGACACCAAAGACGAGAACGGUCAGCCGGCCUGGCGCGUCAAAGCGCUCUUUACCUACCCGCUGAAAUCGUGUGGUGGCAUCGAGCUGCAGAAGUCCGACGUCGUGCCGACGGGCCUCAAAUUCGACCGCCAGUUUGCCUUCGCCGAGGAAACUGCCAACGGAUGGAACUGUCGCACCCUGCGCAACGCUGGGUUCCAGCGCAUGGCCCUAAUCCACCCGGAGAUCUGGGUUCCUGACCCUUCCUCGCCGGACUAUGACGAACGCCGGCCGGAAAUGCAGUCGGGCGGCGUGAUGGUCAUUUCGUACCCUCGACUCGCGCCAUUAGGUCUCUGGGGAACGAUGAUCAAGAUCGGAAUGACAUUCCGCAUCCUCGCGACCCGACGCAAAUUCAGUGUCCCUCUCGUCCCGUCGCAGGACAGCAAGUACCCGGUGGUGCCGGUUAGCAUCUGGAAAGACACGCCGCGCGCGUACGACUACGGCAGUCUCCUCCCGGCUUCGCUGCAUGAAUAUCUCGGCUUCAAGCCCUCAGAGUCCCCCCUGACUCUGUUCCGCGCACAUCCGUCUCACAGCCGUGAGAUCUUCCGCAACGCCCCGCGCAAAGAGCAGAUUGGCUUCCAACCCAGCACUGCCUUCGCAGAUGCCUACCCAAUCCACCUCCUCAAUCUGGCCAGUCACCGGGAUGUCGCUGCGCGCUGCGCGGCCGCAAUCCCGCGUCUGAGUAUCAGGAGAUUUCGCGCAAAUAUAAUUGUCCAGGGGCCGGAAGCUUUUGCCGAGGACCAUUGGAAGAGGUUCACGAUUGGCGGUACGGAAAUCCAUGCUGCGUGCCGGACUGUCAGAUGCAGGCUGCCGAAUGUGGAUCCUGAUACUGGCGAUCGCCACAAGGCAGAGCCGGAUCGGACGCUGAAGUCGUAUCGCCGGAUCGAUGAUGGGGAUCGCACGAACGCGUGCCUGGGGAUGCAGCUUGUGCCUUCUGUGGAGGAGUUUUCCGUGUCGGUUGGUGAUGAGGUGCGGGUCUUGGAGACGGGUGAGCAUCUUUAUAUGAAGAUGCUGGCGCCUGGGGAGAAGGUUGAGGGUGUAUAA